Molecule: messenger RNA, 2523 nt
Organism: Chironomus riparius
Lineage: Eukaryota; Metazoa; Arthropoda; Insecta; Diptera; Chironomidae
Source: the annotation of a GenBank genome assembly
CAGCAAGUUAUUGAAGAAGUGCAGUGAAAAGAAAGACAAUAUUUCGUAAAGAAAUAAAAUAAAAUAACAAAAUUGUGUUUUGUGAUAAUUUUUUCGUGUAAACAAACAAAACAUGCAGUUGAAGCUACAAGAAUCUAUUAUGGAAUUGAAUAAUUCUUCAUUUAUUUUCGAUGAGCCAAUGAAACCAAGAUUAUCAUCGAGAAUAUUUGUCGAUUCAGCCAAAAUCAAUUUGAAUCGUUAUUGGCAUAAAUUGGAGCAAUUGAUUUCCGACACAAAAAUCAUUAAGAAGAACAAGAAGAAGUUACGAAAGUUAAAAAGUGUCAAUCAGCAAUUAUUGAACAAUCGCAUUCAUCCAGCAGUGAAGCAAGAGGAAGCAAAUGUUAAGUUUAAUGAUGAAAUUUAUGGUUUUACAACUGAUAAAUUCCCUCAUCAACAAACUGGUAUGACAUCAAGUGAAAAAUCAGCUUACAAGUCAUUUUCUGACGAUCGCUCUUUAUAUCAUGGUGUUAAUUUGAAUGCAACGGUUCCGACAUUAAUGACAACAUCGUCAAGAUUGCCAGUUAAUUCGCCAUACGUGAUCGAUAAAACAUCAAUUAACUACAAUUACUAUCUCAACGAGAGCCAGCAGCACAAUGCAAAGAGUUAUCAUAAUAAUAAUAAUGAUAAUGCACUUUAUGUUCAGAAAUUGAACGAGAGCUUGAGACGCAAAGGAUACAAAUUUAUGUUGGCUGAAAUUGAUCGAGCAUCAUUGGAUAAUAUGUAUUUUAAGGGACAGUAUUUGGAGGAAGAAGGAUACUUAGUGUAAGUUGAAAUUAAGGAAAAUCAAAAUUACCAUAAACUAGGAUGUUCAAAUCAUGAACAACCAAAUCAUGCAUGCUUUAAUUUAGUAAUUAAGUAUCGAUGUCUCAGUAACUUAAAAUGAUGAUUAAAUUGUUGUAAAUACAGGCAACAGCUAAUUUGCUUACAGUUUUAUCUCUCAUUAAGUUACUGGAUAUCAAAACCUAUAAAUAUUACAAAUUUAAUCACACCUAAGGUAAAAUCAGCUUUAAUUGAAAUCAAACCUGACAAAUUAAUUCAUUAACUUAAUUAAAUCUCUCAUAAAUAAGCUAUAAUCUUCAAAUUAUUUUGCCUUUUUUCGAGUUAGUAAGAAAUGCAAGUGAAAAGAUAGAAAGACGUGCGAUCGUUAUGCCGCAAAUGAGCUUUAAUUAGUAAUUAAGAUGAGAAAAUUAUAAAGUAUAGAGAUCCCAAAAAUCCAUUCUUUAUUGCUGUUGCAUAAAGUUUUACCUAAUUAUGGAUUCAUUGGAUCGACAUUAAGCGAUAAUAAAAUGACUUGUGAUAUGACCCAAUGUGAUAUUAGUAGCCCCUGGGUCUUCAAGGUUAUUGCGUUAUGAUUAACACCAACAAUAAUAGAAUUGAGGAUUUAGAUAAAUCGUAAUAGGAAUCGUUGAUUAAAUUCAAUGUUAAAUUCAAUAGAUUAUGAUAAGAUGGAUAUUCUAUGUCUAACGCAAUGACCUUUUUAAUGUAAGCAGAUAAUGAAAAAAAUUUAUUUGAGUAUCAGAGUAUUAUCGUUGCUACUAAUUUCGUUAAUUUUAUAUGCAUAAAUUCUAUAUGCUCGCAAUAUUUUUUUACGUGUGCAAUAAAUAAUUUUUUAUAAUGUGAAAUUUAAGCCAGAAUGUUUGGAAAUGAGCAACAAUUAUUCUCUUCCGUUAUGUCUUCCAUGCUCAUUCUCAUAACAAUUCUGGAGAUUUCACAGUUACGUGCAAUAUUUUGUGAUAAUUUUUUAAUACAGAGAGAGCUUUUUUAUAUCUGUCUGGAAUGCUUAACUGCAUUAGACAGGCUCACAAAAUAUUCUGUGAUCAAACAGAAUCUUUUCCUUUAGAAUUAGUUAAAAAAAAUUUCAAAAUUUUUCUUAUUCCAUUCAUCGACAAAAAUGACUUAAUUCUCUCGUAUUCAAUUUCAUUGUGACCGUGAAGUUGAAUGAUGACAAGAAUUGGUUAUGCAUGAUGAAUCAUAUGAAAAUGGAAAUUUAAAUAGGCCGAUUAGUGUCAAUCAUUUUAGUUAUGUAAGAUAUGAGAAUAAUACUCAUUUUGAUUUAAAUUCUUUAGUUAUAAGGACCUCAUAAUUCUGUGAUAUAGAAUAAAAUAUUAGGAUAGUUAUUGACUGUGAUAUAGAUGAAUAAGAAAUAACGAUUCGCAUAAAUUUUUCUACUUUAUUUUCAUCUUGUAAAUCUUAAAAACUCGAGAAAAGGAAAAACAUUUACAAAUAUUGACAAAAGGAACAGAGAAUUAUAACACAAAAUCUAUUUGGCUUCCAUAAAAUAGUUCUUAAGUUUCACAAUUUUGUGUGCCUUUUUUUCCACAAAAAAAAUAACAAUUUUUUUCUUCUUAAAAAAAAUGUGUGUGCCUCAAGGAUUCAUAGAUUAUACGAGACUUAUUUGUUAGCACUUUAAGGAUUUGUUAGAAUAUUAAGACAUUUUUCACUACAUUUGUAAGAUUUGAAAAAAACUGUAUUUCAUAAUGAUCU